Messenger RNA from Pleurotus ostreatus (oyster mushroom), 768 nucleotides. RefSeq lists its product as uncharacterized. Gene Ontology annotation, molecular function: oxidoreductase activity, acting on the CH-OH group of donors, NAD or NADP as acceptor. The coding region runs from base 1 to 768 and encodes 255 amino acids. The record is from RefSeq and is a predicted model, not a curated record. The transcript has 9 exons. NCBI's taxonomy places the organism in Eukaryota, Fungi, Basidiomycota, Agaricomycetes, Agaricales, Pleurotaceae.
AUGUCGACCCUGGGUGUUGCACUCAUUACUGGAGCUGGACGUGGCCUUGGACGUGCUAUUGCCCUCCGCCUCGCACGAGACGGUUACGAUCUUGCCCUCAACGAUCUCCACGCAAGUCAAGGGCUAGUUGAGAGCCUUGCAGCAGAAGUAAAGAACCGCGGGCGCAAGUGCACCAUUGUACCAGCCGACGUAAAGUCUGAGGCAGAAGUCCAAGGAAUGAUCAAACGAACUGUUAAGGACCUAGGAAGUCUCGAUGUGAUGAUCGCGAACGCGGGUAUUGUCCUAAUGAAGCCUCUCUUAGAGGUUGAAGCCGAGGACUGGGACGAAGUCCAGGCCGUGAACGGCAGAGGGACGUUCCUGUGCUACAAGUACGCAGCGAAACAAAUGGUGGACCAAGGUCGUGGGGGUCGUAUCAUUGGGGCGUCGUCACUAGCCGGAAAGCAGGGCUGGUCGCAUUUGUCUGCGUACUCAUCCAGCAAGUUCACGAUCCGUGGAUUGACCCAGGCGGCAGCGGUCGAGUUAGCGAAGCACGAUAUCACGGUCAAUGCAUACUCACCUGGCAUGAUUGACACAAGGAUGAAGCAAAUCCUGGGAGACGCCUCAGGAGACCCAGAGGGGUUCUUUAAGGGAUACACCGAUCAUGUACCCCUUCGCAGGUUUGGGACCUCGGACGAGGUUGCAGGAUUAGUCUCAUACUUGGUAUCAAAGGAAGCCUCGUAUAUCACAGGGCAAAGCAUCUCUAUCAACGGCGGGAUAUAUUGCGAUUAA